UUGACUGUGACAAUUCAUGGCGCAACGCAAAUGUAAAAUUUCUACAAUGCGCCCCCAUUGCUAUGGGUAAUUCUUGCUGUAACCGAAAGAAGGAGAAAAAGAAAAUCGUAUUGCUGUUAGUCGGAUUGGAUAAUGCAGGAAAGAGCGUCGCCGUCAAGGGCCUUGCCGGGGAACCUCUGGAUACGGUAAUGCCCACGGUCGGCCUAUCCGUCACCUACCUAAAGUACGGCAGUUACUCGGUUAAGGUUUUCGAUCUGGGAGGUGGACCGGAUAUUCGCGGAAUUUGGCAACGGUACUUUGUCGAUGUGCACGGUGUAAUCUUUGUCGUCGACUCCAGCGACUACCACCGUCUGGACGAGGCCAGGGACGUCCUCAACGAUAUGCUAUCGCACGAGAAGAUUAGAGGUAAACCGAUCCUCCUGCUCGCGAACAAGCAGGACCGGCAGGAGGCGCUCGACGAGCUGGACAUCGUCGAGAAGUUGGAGCUGGAACCUUUGGUGAACAGUCGACGGUGCCCCACCCUUGUCGAGACGUGCGCGGCGACCGAUAAGUCGCGCCCCGAUCCGGGCAUACAAAAGGGAUACCAUUGGCUGAUCAAUUUCAUCAUCAGAAACUAUCCAGUUCUCAACACGCGCGUGGAACAGGACGUCAGGCAGCAACGUCUCGAGGAACAGGCCGAACGUUUGGAGAAGAUCGAGAAAUUGCGCAAGUUCAACGAGGGUGCGCGAGUGGACGACGACCUGAUCGAGUCCUAUUCCGAUUACGAUCGUAAAUUGAACGGUUCCGUAGUUCGCGACGACAGUCUGGACGAGUCCAAAGAUAUUUUUUACAUCAGAACCGAUUACAUUAACCGCGGGGGAAGCUUUUCGAGUUCGAAAUCGAACGACUCGUUCCCCUGUACGUAUCACACAGAGGAACGGCCCAAGUCGGCCGUGCAAUGGGUGAAAAACCAGCUCGCGAACUCGCAGAGUACGCUUCCGUUUGUCGGUCUUUUGGCCAAUAAAACGACACCCGUCCAUUUAUACGGGGUGCACCCGCAAAGUGCAAGCGAACGUCGACGGCAGUUUGUCGGUAGUGUCAGGACACAAUCGGCAGGCGCGAGGGUUCCGACUGUGGACGGUAGAAGCGAGUUGUUUCAUUUAAAUAACUUCCACGUACCCGGGACGAAGGAGAAUGGCACCCGCUGGGCGGAACGGAGGAAAGUUUAGAAUAAGUUAGGCUUAAGCGUAAA
Messenger RNA from Photinus pyralis (common eastern firefly), 1231 nucleotides. RefSeq names its product ADP-ribosylation factor-like protein 13B. The record is from RefSeq and is a predicted model, not a curated record. Gene Ontology annotation, molecular function: GTPase activity; GTP binding. Gene Ontology annotation, biological process: receptor localization to non-motile cilium; non-motile cilium assembly. NCBI's taxonomy places the organism in Eukaryota, Metazoa, Arthropoda, Insecta, Coleoptera, Lampyridae. Gene Ontology annotation, cellular component: ciliary membrane; non-motile cilium. Bases 63 to 1208 code for a protein of 381 amino acids. The transcript has 3 exons.